Molecule: messenger RNA, 693 nt
Organism: Chelmon rostratus (copperband butterflyfish)
Lineage: Eukaryota; Metazoa; Chordata; Actinopteri; Chaetodontiformes; Chaetodontidae
Gene: il20
Product: interleukin 19 like
Exons: 6
Source: RefSeq, a predicted model, not a curated record
AUGCAUGUAACCUGUGAGAUACCUGGUGUAAAAUCCCCCUCACUCCACUAUAAGAGGAGACAGCAUGGAGACACAGACGCACAUCUUUCCCAGGACUCUUCCUCUGAGUAACACACACACAGCCAUUAAUCCUAAACAAAAUGUUGCUCUUAGAUAACCACAGCGAUGAAGAUGCUGCUCAGCCGCUCUCUCCACCUGCUCCUCCUGCUCAGCUGUCUGAGCGAACUGGUGGAGAGCCGAACUCUACACCUGAACAGCUGCUCGGUCGUUGUUCACACACAGGAGCUGCGCAAAUACUACUCCGACAUACGAUCAAAUGCGAUUGCAGCAGACAGUGAGAUCGGAGUGAAACUUCUGGACAAAUCAUUGAUUAAGGAUGUUCAGGAUGGUCAGACGUGCUGUUUCCUGUAUCUCGUGCUGCGUUUCUAUGUGGAGAGAGUGUUCAGGAACUACGCCUCCCCUCAGCCACAGGAUCAACGCUGCUCCAGCGCUCUGGCCAACGCUUUUGUCAGCAUCAGGAGGGAUAUACACACAUGUCACUGCCACUGCACAGAGGAAACGCAGAGAGCAGUCGACUCCCUGCACGCUCAGUUUAACCAGCUAGAAAUAAUCCAGGCAGCACAGAAGGCCGUGGGAGAACUGGACACUGUGCUGGAGUGGCUGGAGGGACUCGGCCAGAACGUUCUCGCAUGA